AUGGUCAUCAACACCUGGGGCGGUCCCUUCACAGCAGCCACAGACGCAGCCUUCGAGGCACUCACUGUCACACCUCAUAAUAAUACCUCGGCUCUCGACGCCGUCCAGAUCGGUUGCGCCACCUGUGAAAAGAAGCAAUGCGACGGCAGUGUCGGGUUCGGUGGAUCUCCAGAUGAGAACUGCGAGACCACCCUGGAUGCACUGAUCAUGGACGGCACGACAUUGAAUACUGGCGCAGUCGCUGGUCUCAGGCGCGUGCGGGACGCCAUCGGCGUCGCAAGGCUGGUACUUGACUACACGCAACACUCCAUGCUGUCUGGCGACCUGGCGACGCGUUUUGCCGUGGACUUUGGAGGAUUCGUGGAAGAGUCCCUCACGACAGAGGAGAGUCUUGCACGGUGUGCCGCGUGGCGGGCAGCGGCAUGCCAGCCAAAUUACCGUGCUGGGCCAGUGGUACCAGACCCGGAAAGGCAUUGUGGGCCUUAUACGCCCUGGGAAUCGAUCGAGAGCUUGGACGUGACGGAGAUGGAGCUGCGGAGGCGGUCAGAUGAGUACGUGACAUCGGACGGCAUGUCCCAUGAUACCAUCUCAAUAAUUGCCAUUCACGAAGAUGGGACGAUGGCAUCUGGUACGUCGACCAAUGGUGCAGUGCACAAGAUCCCCGGACGCGUCGGUGACGGGCCUAUUGCGGGAUCCGGUUCCUACGUUGACGACGACGUUGGCGGAUGUGGAGCGACAGGCGAUGGCGAUAUCAUGAUGCGAUUUCUCCCUUGCUACCAAGCAGUGGAAAGUAUGCGGCGCGGCAUGACACCUCAAGAAGCCGCUAACGAUGCGGUGAAGCGCAUGAUCAAGAAGUAUCCCAAGGCCUCGACUGGGAUCGUGGUCGUCAACAACAAAGGAGAGCAUGCCGGUGCCGGCUCUGGCUGGACUUUUACAUAUUCGUUCAGGGGCGGUAGCAUGAGCGAGACACAAGUGGUGACGGUACCACUGUUGGGGCCAUGA
This is a messenger RNA of Cryphonectria parasitica EP155, 1002 nucleotides long. RefSeq lists its product as uncharacterized. The transcript has a single exon. Gene Ontology annotation, biological process: protein deglycosylation. The record is from RefSeq and is a predicted model, not a curated record. Lineage: Eukaryota; Fungi; Ascomycota; Sordariomycetes; Diaporthales; Cryphonectriaceae. Gene Ontology annotation, molecular function: N4-(beta-N-acetylglucosaminyl)-L-asparaginase activity. Bases 1 to 1002 code for a protein of 333 amino acids.